CCCCACUCAUUCACCCACUGCGACGCCAUGCAUGCCUGGGGGUUUGAGGCAGAACAACACACCUCGAGGGACUGUUCUGCGUUUGGAAAGUACAUCCAGGAGAAUCGCCGCCGCAACGCGACUCGGGUUCUCGAUUCACUUUACCAUUUUAGAGUUGGCGCUGCCCAUGCGAACCCCCUGAAAGACAGUGCGAAUCGCAUCGGCUGUUGAUUUCAAUUCCCGGCUUCUCGCAAAUCGCAAUCAUACCACACCACGUCCCAAGACGGCAUCGCGCAGACCACACCCGAUCGGCCCGCCCCUCUCGCGCAUCGCAGCAAACGGUUCCUCCCUUGCGGCGCACUCCGCGAUUCCGUUUGAUGGGGAUGCAGUCUCUCUUCAGCGUCCACAACAACGUGUCGCUCAUCAGCAUCAACAUUGCGCCGAGUGCCUGGGUCGCUUCCCUGGUACUCUCCCUCGUCUUUGUUUUCCUGUAUCUGCUCUACCAACCUCUGCCCUCUUUCCGCUGGACAAGAUUAUUGUUCAAGCGCAGCAGGCAACAACCACGAAAAGCCGCACCGCCCAUUGUAGAGGAGGAGGAGGACGACACUUAUUCCGAAGAGGAACCACCCCGACGACGACAUAUCGAGCACACCCCCUUGCCGCCUCUGCUCACCGAAUAUCCCUAUCCGUUUGACCGUAUCGACAGCGACAGCGGCAAGGACAGCGAACGAAGGGAGAAAUCAAGCCGCAAACAACAGCUGCGGAGUAGCGACAGACACAGCGAUACCCUCGGUCCUCUCGAUCAACUCGACGUGUCUCUGGACGACUUCGCGCACCCGAUUGGGAACCAGAGGCGGCUGCCGUUCGGCUACCCGUCGGCCCACUCGGCGUUCCGGAGCGACAACCUGAGCGAGACGGACGAUCUGGAUUCGGAGGCUUCCGCCGGUGGCUACAGUCCGCCCGCGUGGAGGCGCCUCGGCAACGGCGACCGCAGCAGCGGCUUCUGGAGGAAAGGUGAAGACCUCGCCAUGGCCUACGACGGGGACGACGACGACGUCUUUGGCGGGCCCCGCUCCAGGGAGAGCAGUCCCGAGUACGAGAGCGCCGACGAGGGCGACGCCGUCCUCGCGCAGGCUAUCAGGACCAGGCUACCCACGGGGAGCCUGUCGCCCGAGAAGGAGAGGAGUCCGGAGCCCGAAUUCCAUCCGGCGCACCAGCAUAUUGACGAAAUCGUCGGUAUAAAACGGGAAAAUGAUGGGGCGCUGGCCCUGCGUGACCUCAAAGACGGGAGGCUCGCGCCAAAGGAGGUGUCAGACAAUUUUAUUCGCUUUGCCGUCAGGGCAGAAGUUCAGCAGCGAACCGAGCCCAUCGAGAUGGCCAUCAACUUCGUUCGCAGGAGGUUUGGCGCCAUAACCAGGUCGUGGACGUCCAUGUUCUUUUCGUUUAUUAUCGCCAUGUUGUCCUACGCGGCGCUGCGGUGGAUUUCACAACCGGCCGCAAUGCGGCCAGUCCCCGACCUAGUCAAGGUUGCUGGCGUUGCCCGCUCCCUCGAACCGCUGAUAUACUACUCCGAAAACGGGAUCCAGCAGGUCGGCGAUCUCCAAGCAACAGGCGUCGCAGUCUGGGACCUCGGCGAGAGUGUCCGAAGCAGUAACCUGACCUCGGCUCCCCUCAUUGUUAAGGAGCUCGAUGAGCUCAGUGACAGCCUCAAGACGCUAGCCAUUGAACUUACAAAGUUCUUUGCCAACGUCGACGGCGAUAUCGACGGCAUCCUUAUCGUUAUGGACUGGGCCCGCCGCGAGCUCUCGCAAGUCCAGCAUCUACCCACCCUUCCCCUCUCCUCCGCCUUCGAUAACAUCCACAACCUCCUCUCCAACGCCGGCAUCCUCGAGGACCCGCUCACCGGCCUACCCACCCGCUUCGGCGCGGUCAUGACCUCCCUCUUCGGCCACUCCACCCCGCAGCGCACCAAGCAAACCCUCCAGCGCACCUUCAACGAGUUCCUCACCGUGCUCGAAGACGCCGUCGCGUCCGAACUCCAGCACUCCCUCGCCCUAUUCGCGCUCUUCGAAGCAAUCGACCACCAAUUCCUCAACCUCGCGCGCACCGUCAUCCGCGAGGCCUCCCUCCAAGACGAAGCGCACACAGACCUCCUCUCCUCCUUAUGGACGCGCAUCCUGGGCCCCAACGCGUCCGCCGUCGCCAAGUACGAGCGCAACCGACAACUCCUGCAAAACGUGCGCGAGAAGACGGUGCGCAACAAGGGCGUGCUGGUCGAGCACAACCACCGCCUGCUCGCGCUCAAGGCCAAGCUCGAGAACCUGCGCCGCGUCCUCGUCUCCCCGCUCGUCCGCUCCGUCAACUCGUCCACCCUCACCCUCGCCGACCAGAUCCGCGGCCUCGAGGACGCCGGCUCCCACCUCGAGGACGUGCGCGUGCAGCAGAAGAGCAAGCUGUUCCAGACCCUGUACGGGAGCGGCAGCGGCAGUGGUGCGGCCCGCUUGCCUCCGGCUGUUGAGGGCGGGGGUGGUGCGGGUGGUGCGGGUGGUGCGGGGCGGCGGUUUAUUAGGAAGGUUUGA
Chaetomium fimeti is the source of this 2558-nucleotide messenger RNA. RefSeq lists its product as uncharacterized. The transcript is spliced from 4 exons. NCBI's taxonomy places the organism in Eukaryota, Fungi, Ascomycota, Sordariomycetes, Sordariales, Chaetomiaceae. The record is from RefSeq and is a predicted model, not a curated record. Bases 357 to 2558 code for a protein of 733 amino acids.